Molecule: messenger RNA, 774 nt
Organism: Mucor velutinosus
Lineage: Eukaryota; Fungi; Mucoromycota; Mucoromycetes; Mucorales; Mucoraceae
Gene: GPI17
Product: GPI transamidase component
Exons: 1
Coding region: 1-774 (257 amino acids)
Biological process (GO): peptidyl-lysine methylation
Cellular component (GO): cytoplasm
Molecular function (GO): protein-lysine N-methyltransferase activity
Source: RefSeq, a predicted model, not a curated record
AUGGAUUUUCAAGAUUUAUCAGACACUAAAUCGCUUUCUACUUUUUCCAUCAAAUUGAAUCCUUCAUUUACAUUGCAUCUGAGUCAACAAAACAAUACACAAAAUCAUGGCACCACUGUAUGGGAUUCGGCCAAAUUGCUCGCCUUUUAUUUGUUUGAUACCAUCAAGAAGCCCACAUUCAAACAAAGCAAGGUGCAAAAUAACAAGACCUGUUUGGAACUGGGCAGCGGAUGUGGACUCGGUGGGCUCAUCAUGGCUUCCUUGGGAUUUGACACAGUGUUGACUGAUCUGCCUGAAGUGGUGGGUUGCGUGCUCCAGCGAAACUGUGAUACAGCGAUCGAUGCUAUUACAGACUGGUGGUAUCAUCUGCAACACACAACAGACCUCAUUGAUCCGCCUAAAAUCAGUGUGCAGUCGCUGGAUUGGCUUCAACUGAUGGAUCAAGAAAACCAACACUCCUCUCAACCGUAUCAUUAUAUCAUUGCUUCUGACUGCAUCUACGAAAUUGAAUUGGUGGAACCCCUGCUGAAUUGCAUUCGCUACUAUGCUUCUCCUUCCACCUUGAUAUUCAUUGCCAUGGAGAGAAGAGACGACACAGUGGUGGAUGGCUUCAUCAACAGAGCCAAAGCAUUUGGGUUUGAGGCCCGCAUGGUUCUCAAGAAGCUUCUCAACAGCAAAUCUGUCGGAAACGAAGAUGUGGAGAUCUGGAAGCUUAAACUUCGAAAGAAUAGAAUCAGCAAUCAUGUCAUGUUUAAUGACAAAAAGUGUAAAUAG